Messenger RNA from Boleophthalmus pectinirostris (great blue-spotted mudskipper), 1099 nucleotides. RefSeq names its product POP5 homolog, ribonuclease P/MRP subunit (gene pop5). The record is from RefSeq and is a predicted model, not a curated record. Gene Ontology annotation, biological process: tRNA 5'-leader removal. Gene Ontology annotation, molecular function: ribonuclease P RNA binding. Lineage: Eukaryota; Metazoa; Chordata; Actinopteri; Gobiiformes; Gobiidae. The transcript is spliced from 5 exons. The coding region runs from base 54 to 551 and encodes 165 amino acids. Gene Ontology annotation, cellular component: ribonuclease P complex.
AUUUUGUUUAAGGAUGUUUUUGCAGGGAAGAAGCAUGUGUAGCAGCUACAGCUAUGGUCCGGGUGAAGUCGAGGUAUUUACUUUGUGAAGUAAAUGUGACGGACCGAAACUUGCUGUUGCUGCUGGAUGACCGUGCAGUCACCGCGACAGUGAAGGAUGUUGUCCAGCGCAUUCACGGUGACUAUGGGGCAGCUCUCUGUAGUUUUGGAUUUUCUGUGAAAUACAUUAAUGCUGUCACUGGAAUCAUAUUCCUACGUUUUCCUAAAAAGUGUUACAAACAACUUUGGACUGCAUUGCCUUUUAUUACCAGUAUUGAAGCAAGAGGGAAGAAAAUUCCCUGUUUCCUCAACUGCAUCUAUGUGGGAGGAACAAUUAGAACAUGCCAAAAGUUUCUGAUACGGUAUAAUGCUCAUCAGCUACGUCGGAUGCUCCCAAAAUGUAAAAGUGACGAUGAAAAACGCAACAUUCAGCAAGCCAUUCUGGACUGCUCUCUCACACGAACGCAUACAGAUGAGGCAGAGGAUGCACUAGAAAGUGAAGAAGAUGAGUGACCUUCAGUAAUAUUAGGCGCAAUUGUAUAUAUUGAUUUGACAGACUUUAUAUUAGCUAAAUUAGGUAUUAAACUUGCAAUUACUACUUAUUAGCCAUUAUUUCCCAUCAGUGAUGUGUGUAUUUACUGUAAUUGGAUUGCAAUUUUAAUUAUACUUCCAAUAAAAUGUCAAUCACUAACAAAAUACUUAGUCUUACUUGUGUUGUAAGGUAACCACCUCAAAGGCAGAGAGACGCAACUUGUAGCAGCGUCACGAUGAUGUUUCUCAUGUCGUUGGUGUGAUGCUGAGACAAUUUAAACAGUCUCUUUGUUUACCUCUAUUUGAUUGUCUUUAGUAAAACAUAAAAGCACAUAUUUGAUUAAUUUAUACAAUACAAUUAGCUUCCCAUUUUAGGGCCAAUGUAGAACAUAAUGCUACAUUGAGAAGUAAAGGCUAAUAAGGCACUCAACUAUGCUCAACUAUUAGCCUAUGUCUAUUAAUGAUCUUGUUGUCUUCCCUUGCACAUUUUUGUAUUUGUCUUCUGUAUUAAAUUAAAAGCACUAAACUGA